This is a messenger RNA of Nematostella vectensis (starlet sea anemone), 2196 nucleotides long. RefSeq names its product carbohydrate sulfotransferase 1. The transcript is spliced from 2 exons. Gene Ontology annotation, molecular function: N-acetylglucosamine 6-O-sulfotransferase activity. The record is from RefSeq and is a predicted model, not a curated record. Lineage: Eukaryota; Metazoa; Cnidaria; Anthozoa; Actiniaria; Edwardsiidae. The coding region runs from base 498 to 1571 and encodes 357 amino acids. Gene Ontology annotation, biological process: N-acetylglucosamine metabolic process; sulfur compound metabolic process.
AUACCGGUUUCCGUUUUGUUCUUCAGGCCGGGUUUCUUUGGUUUUUUUUUUUCAAGAUAAGUCAUGCAAAUCACUAGACAAAGAAAACAACCACAUCAGCGUAUUCCAGACUGCGCAUAAAACCAGAACACUUCUCAACUCAAAGCUACAAGAAAAUACCUAUAAGACUAUUCUGACCAUAUAUUCCUACAAGCGUAGCAAUUCCAAGAACAAUUCUUAAAAGCGUAGCGAUUCUACGAGCUUGUCCUCUUUAAGUCGCCGUGGUUUCUCGACUCAUUGGAGCGAUCGCUCGGAUCACAGGUGAUGAAUUUGCGUAACGACCCGGGAAUUCGUGCGCUGUUUGCUGCCCGGCAAGACCUACGUUUCUAAGGAAGAACUGGUCGAUAUUUUAAGCAUCCCUGUUUUGCCUGCAACCGGCUGGGUCACUUAGCGAACGGUUGCACAAUCCAAAAUACAAGAUGUAAUAAAAACAGCAGCAGAAAUCGGCUCUGAAUGCCAUGGCGUAUAAGAAGAGAUGCAUCAUCCUGGUGACUUUCUCGAUAGGUUUCCUAUACUCUAUUACAUUCCACGCUUUCUUCAUUCCUUCCUUCAAGGUAAUAAAUCUAUUCCGUCGAUUCCAGUUCCAUCAAUUCGCAUCUCUCAAGGGACGGAGCGGAGUGUUAAUCUUAUCGUAUGGUAGAUCGGGAUCCUCGUUUCUCGGGCAGCUCUUCAACCUGCACCCGGAUGUAUUUUACAUAUUUGAGCCUCUCAAAAUGAUCCAAUCACUAGGCAGCUCUACUCGGUACCAGGACACUGCCGUGAGAAUGAUACAUGACCUACUUAACUGCAAUCUUGACGGGCACGAGGAAUUCCUGGAUUUCGUGACGAACACCCAUCACCACAGAUUCUCCAGCAGGGCCUUGACGCGACCUUUUUGCUUCAAGAACACAACAGGGACAAAGCCUAAGUUCUUUUGUCGACCCCUGAACGUUCCCGAAACAAAACACAUUUGCUCAAACCGCGUUCAUCGCGUUGUGAAAGUCUUAACAUCGCGUUUGCCUAAAUUGGACGUGUCGCUGAUUGAGGGAUUCUCUCAAGAGGGUGAAGAGGUCAAAGUACUUCACCUGGUACGCGACCCAAGAGCUGUUGUAGCAUCAUUACAGAAGGUCCGCUGGCUAGAAGCGCCGGGAACUGCAGGCGCCUCUUUUAGUUCUCGAGUGCAGACAUUUUGUGAAGCGAUGCUAGAAACAUUAGACUUUAUCCUGAAAGCUGAAGCAUCCUUAUACGGGAAGUACAAGCUUUUACGAUAUGAGGAUCUCGUCGCAGAUGUUUAUAAGACUUCUAAGGAGCUGUUCCAUUUUGUGGGCAUAGCGCGAGGGACGGAGAGUAUCAAUAGGUGGAUUAGAAUGAGUAUCAACGCCAAGACUGACGUCACAUCUGAGACAUACGAAUACCAAACAACUCGGGCUAAUAUGACAUCGCUUAUCCACGCCUGGAAAUCACGGUUGAGCGAGAAACAGAUAAGGACAGUUGAAUGGUACUGUAAGCCCAUGAUGGUAGCUCAUGGGUACACGCCUAUGUUUGUACAAUAAACAACAACAAUUUAUUAUACCCAAAAUUAAAACAUGCAGUUAAUUACAAUUCUAAUAUGCAUAUAAUACAAAAGUAUUUGUAAGUAGGUCAUAUCUAGGGACUAUGAAUCCCUUAUACGUAAGCCGAAGGUACCGCCUCUUACCGAUUAACCUUUAUUGGAGGACUUAAAAGAACCGCUAGGGACGCUGGCCCGAAGCCUCCUCCGCAGACAACUCUACUCUUUAAUGGCCUUUAUUCAGAUUCGGGAUACCCGUGUUUGCGAUUUUAGGGCGCGGGAGACUAGUACCGCCCCCUCCCCCUGUGUCAUUUUCCUCCUCUUUUCGCCACAGGAAGUCGUAAAAAAAAAACGCUUUUUUCCGUGAGAAGAGAUGCCUGCGGAGGAGGUUAGCUGGCCCGUGGUACCAUCUUCAGUGACAAUGCUUACACACUAACUCACACUCAUGAUUAUAAACUGUAUGAAGCACUCCGUAUCUACACACUGACAGGUAAAAUCAGUACAUGUGAAGCGCAUUUGAUCCUGUCUCAAGCAGUCUGUUAUGUGAUACCUGUGUUGUCAUGGGCGCGUUGUAAAAGAUAUGGGUUGUGGGCUAGAAAGAACAGGAAUAAAACACGAUCCAAUAUAAA